AAAAUGAUUACUUUCAGGCGAGUUACCUCAUCCCCACGUCGGCGACGCGCCAUACGCUACCGGCCAAGGCCCUCAUCUUCGGGGACAUUCGAUAAAAUUGGAAUGGUCGAAAGAAGAUUAGCAUGGCCCUUUCGGACACGCAGCUCAAGGAUACACGCACAGCUUUGAUUCAUUCUCCAGGCAGUGAGAAGAUGAUUUAUGUGCAUAAUAGUGUCAAGGGCAUUAGUUUGAAGUCAUCUCUUACUUGUUUCAAAUCAAUAUAUACACAGCACAGCCCUUCUCAGUAUGAAGAUUUAUGGUCAGAAUCAGAUUACAGAGUCCUGAUUCUGGUCGGCUUUAGUAAGAAGUCUAACGAAGUGAGGGAAUGUGGAAAGAGCAUGACAUCCAGCUUCUCACCGGCCAUUUGCAGCAAGCUUUUCGUAGGGUUUUGCCAAGUGAUAGCAGAAGCAAGAAGAGAGCUUGAAAGGUUAGAGAUGAGGGUAGAGUUCAAUAGAGUUGCUCCAUUUGACUCGCGGAAGAAUUGCUGCAUCCAGUAACUCGGCGUUCCAUAUGCUUGUGAAGAAGUGAAAACGAUCGCAUCUGGGCUCCACCUAAAAGAAAGACAAAUUUGGUAAGACCAUUUUAAAGUAGAUAAGGAUGCCAUUGUAAAGGCUAACAACUCACGUCCGGUCAUUUUCAUUCACAAACAAAGGUGCGUAACUUGCCAUUCCAACAGCAUCACUGCAUGGAAGUAAAAUGAACAAAAUAAGAAGAAGCAAUGUUAUAGACAGGGCCUUGCUUCAAAGAUAUUUGGUUUAACUACAUGUACAUUUGCUGAGGUUGGGUCAAAGACUCAAAGUACAAAGUGACCUCAAGGUUUUCAAAUCCUUCGACUGUCAUAACAUGAACCUUUUUCCACUUCAAUAUUAUCGUUUUACUACUCCUACAUCCCCCGAUGUUUAGUCAAACUACAAAGUACAAACUAACUCUCGAGGUUUUUUUAAUAUUACAGAAUAAGCCAUUUGACCAGUCAGAUGUUCCGUGAGCGGUCCUUUUAACACUGGAAGAUUACACAAUAUGGUGAAAUUAACAAAUAUGUGUCUUCAUAUUGAAAUUGGAGCAGUACUUCUCUUCAUCUAGUAAAGGUUUAAACUUUAAAGCUUUGUUGUAAGAAGUAUCUUUCGAAAAUAUUUUAAGGGUAAAUUAUUCCAUUAAACAAAGUUCUGCUUUCAUUACAUUCGAUAUAAACUAUCAGAGUUGUUUGUGGAAAUUGUUAAUUUUGAGAAAACUUGAGGAGUUGCAUUUUGUUAAUUUUGCACACUCUAAGUAGUAGAUGCUAUUAACCCAAACCUUAUUUAUACCUUAAAACCUUACUCGUUUUUAGUUUCAGUCACACCUAAAAGGGAAAAUAUGAAAAAAAAAAACAUAUACCUAUUUCUUUCAACUCCAAUAAGAAACCCGGCUUCAGCUAGUGCAGCUAAAAGGCUGCCAUUGCCACAAUCUUCCUUGGCAGUCACAGCAUACUCACUUACAAAAGCCUACAUGCAUAAACAUAAAAAUAUUGGAUUCUGACCGACCACUCAGAAUUUGAAGCAACCUCAGAAGUGAGAAAUCUAUAAACAUACCUUUGGACCACUCCGUGACACAUGAUCGAAUUUGUUGUCCAAAGAGAAGACCUGACUUGCAUUGCUAUAAAUCUAAUUACAUAAAUGCCACGUAAAUAAGUGUUACAUUUGAGGUAUUUCCAACUAUUUGUUAUAUGGUAGAAAGGAAAAGAGCAUCAGUGAGUAGCUUACAUGAUAAUCAUAUAAAUCAGCUGGAUGGUCCAAAGGUUGGGAAGAGGCAUCACAGUUCGAUAUUAUAUUAAUAUCUGGAUAGGCUUGUUUGAUUGCAGAGUAAAACUUGAGGUAGUUUGCUGAAUCAUGGAACAAUAGUGGUGUUUAAAUGUGAAAAAAUUGUGUUGCCAUCUGAUCUAGAAAAGACUAAGCUGGUUCCAACUCAUAUGAUCAGAUCCAACUCAUAUUAUCAAAAAACUAUCUUGAAACAAUGAAACUAUUUUAAUCAAUGUGUACUUCCUAUUUUGAAUGGUUUGGCUAAUUUACCCAUAGCUGAUGUUGUCUCUAGCACAAUUUGGGCUGAGAAAUGUGUGUUUAAAUGUUGUGUCUCAUAUAAGAUGUUCAAGUGUCUCACAUCAAUGUUUAAACAUCAGCUGUUUAUGAGGUAAACAUUGCUUUUAAAGGGUUAGUUAGGCCCAAAUUUAAUAUGGCAUCAAAGGCCUCAUAUGGUUGUGUGUUGUUGUAUUUGACUACAUACCCAUAAUUAGAUAAUUAGAUUAGUCCAUUUAAAGUCGAUUUGACCUAUCUAUCCACCUGAAAUUGUCUAGUCAAGUACGGAUUGUACCAAGAGGCGUGUUAACUGUUACAAAAAUGUUGUUUGUACACGUCGGGUAAUCGUCUAUAACUCUGUAUACAAACAAUUUUUUUCUUUUUGUGAAGAGAAUGGUGUGGCACACGGACAAUAUUUUUUGUUUGUGAUAGAGACAAAAAAUAUUGUCGGUGUUCCACACAAGUCUCUUCACAAAAAGAAAAGUAAUUGUUUGUAUACAAACAAUUACCCGGCGUGUAAAAUGGUGUGUACACAUUGCUGUUUACACGAAGCAUAGUUGUAACAAAGUAUCACACGUGAUAUGCUUGUGAGAUUUUUGACUAGUAUAGAAGUUAUGAGGUAAAUCUUAGGAUGUUUUUUUUUUGGACUGUUUUCAGUCCCACACCAGAUCAGGCCAAACCAGACUAGACAAGAAUUCCAUAGUUAUAAAAUACACAGAGACCAGACGUUUACCAGAUCCAGUCCAGACCAGAUCAACAAAUUUCAGUCCAAAAGAAAACAUCCUUAUAUGUUGAGAACUUUUUUGGGUGAGUUAGGCUGAUAUUAGAUAAUUUACAAAAAGUGUGCAUACCACGGUAAUUCGACUUCCCGCAGUCUUCAUUUCCUAUUGCAACAUAUCUCAAAUCAAAGGGCUUCGGGUGACCCAAUGCAGCUCUAACGGAACCCCAUCUUGAGGUGGGAUCGCCUCUGGCAAACUCAAUACCAUCUAAUAUAUCCUGUUAAAAAUUAAAUAGCAUUUGGUAUCAACAGAGGUGAGAUAAUUAAGUUGGCAAAAUACCACCUGAAUCGUAUAUUAACCUUUAAUUAACCUACUUGCACAAAUGGUAGGAUGUUUGACGUGUUAACCUCUUCAUUAUGGCUGAAUCCUGAAAAUGAGAUUGGGAAAAGAGGGUGAAUUCUUAUAUCAUCAUUCAUCUUUCUACUAGAGUCAAAUCAUGUUAUAGAUAGUGCUAGAACAUGAUUUGGGCCGGUCAUGCCAGAUUGCUACACAGGCAGUAUGGGUAACCAUCACGGACCUCCAAAAACUAGGGGGCAACACUUCUGAGUCCAUUAGCUGUAUCUAGUUCAAACUACAACAGUAGGUCAAUUGAAGUGUGGAGACCCAACGUGGUUUUUGAGGCCCACAACAUGUAUGUGUUUGUCCAAAUAAAAAAUAAAUUUUACCUUGUUUAGGUAAAAAGAAAAAAUUGUCCAGGGCCUUAAAAUAUGAAGAAACUGGUAAUCCACCCACGUUGAGGUGGUAAGCAAUGGCCAUACCAUUGUUGAAGACCCAUACUGGCAGUGCACCCAAGUCUUCUGCAAGCUGGUGGACACAAAAUGAACAUUGUUACUUGUAGAAAUUCAAAUUUCAAGAAGUAUAAAAAAAACAUUUUUCUGAUGUGUUUGAUUAUGUUCUUGCUAUAUUGAUAUUGAUUACCUGAAGAAAUUCAUGGUAGCCAAAACCAUCAUCGGUCCAGUAACGCCAAAUAUCAACAAAAUGCCCCGGCCUCUCUUCCCAUGGUCCGAUUGUUUCUUUCCACCUGAAUGCAUUCCUUAACCACUCACCUUCAACAACACAUCCACCUACAAACCACAAAUGUACUUUAAUCAAUUUGAUAAACUCAAACCAUGUUUGAGCCACUGAGGCAUACAUGAAAGAUGAGAAAAUGCACACAACUGUCAUAUAGGUACAGUUAGUUGGUGCAAGCAGAUUAACAUAGAUAACAGACUAAGUAAAUAUGAAAAAAUGUAAAUACAAUUUAAUAUCUAGUAAUUCUAGUUAUAAAUGGACCUUUCCUUUUUGUCUUUCUAGUCCUUAAUUUCACUUUAUCUUGUUCAAGCCAAUACUAUUACUGUUUUGAUUGGUCAUUCCUAUUGCUAUUUGUUCUCACCUUUAUCUUUCUUGAAAGAGCAUAUGUGCUGUUAUGACCUCCUACUCUAUCUACAUAUAAAGAGAUACAAACUCACAUAUAAGACUUUGGGUUACUCUAACUAUAUAAGGCUUUGGGCUAGUUUAGUGAUUUGACUAACCCUUUAAUAAUAGAACCCUUAAGUCUAAAUUUGUAGAGCUUCAAUGUAAAACAAUCUAAAAUAAGAUAUACCUGGAAAUCUGAGGAAUGCCGGUUUCAACUCUUUAAUCAUUCCAAACAGAUCAUUUCGGAAACCAUGUCCCUAAUUGCAUAGAGAAAUAGUGAAAGAUAAAAUGUGGAUUAACCAUAUGGCAUAACUAGAAAAUCAAACUUUGUUUAUCCUCAUUCAAUUAAUGAAUAUUAAACUCUCAUUCAACAAAUUGGGAGGCAUGUAAACCUUGUAUGUAUCGAGAGGCAUCAAUGAUACUUGAUCAAACCAUAUAACGCCAUUCUUUGUUGUAGUCAGUUCUAGUCUGGAAUUGUGAUCCGUUCCCUUUGCUUCCAGAACCACCUUCAUCUUUGUCCAAUUUGAAACAUCACCAGAACUGCAUUUUAGAAAUAAGUUAAACACCUUGUACGUUCCGAGAGGCAGCAUUGAUACUUGAUCAAAAACCAUAUUAAAUCUUGCUUACAUUAUCUCGGCACUAGCCAACUUCCUCAGUCCAUCUGAUGUAGUCAGUGAUGCUGAGACAUUAAGGCUUUCAAGUGAAUGGACAUGAAACACAAGUUUAUAACUCUUCCCUUCCUCUAUGUUCUACAAAAGGUAAUCAACAAGAGAAAUAUGAGUACACGUGGUCGUGGAUAGUAGUCCCCCAUUGGAUAUUAAGGACUCUUUUGUUACGCUGGCUAAUCUAUUGGAUUCAAUCUUGUAGUGUGCCUACUUGAAUUAUGACCUAGUUAUGUGACCACAAGCUAGGUAUCUCACCAUGCCCCAGAAUCCAGGAUUGUAAACACCAACUCCCCCAUACGGACAGGUUUUAGCACCCUUAUCGCUGCAAUGAAUAUCUAGCCGAAGUGCAAUUUUAUUCCGUUCGAAGUAAGAAGACUGGUCCGUGAAGACCGUCAAAGAGGACUCAUCCCCAAUGAUCGACCAAGGAUCAAUGUUGGAGGGUGUAUUCGGACCCCCUGCUUCAAAACCUGAAAUCAAGUUUCCCAAAACAAUUGAAAUUAAUUUAAUAUUAUCAAAACAAUCUUACAAGCAUAGACCCUUGGAUUAGAAGUACAAUUGAGAAUUACUUAAACAUAGCUGCACAUUAGUAUCCUAUUGUCCACUUUGGGCUAAGCUCUCAAGGAUUUGUUUUUGGACAUCUUUCAUAAGGCCUCAUUUUUAGUGGAUUUAGGUGGAAACUUAUAUUCAAAGUGAUUCUCCUGUAUUUAUCAAGUGCUGGACCUGGGUUGUACCAUAUUGUAAUCAAGAUAAAGAAAAUCAUUAUAAGCAAUGAUUUUAAGUCAGCACCUGCAUGGUUAAUUUCCUGAAAUCAAACAUUUUCUUAGAAUUAGGGCAUGUUAAGAGUCUGACAUCUAAAUACUAAAGAUGACAUUGAUAUAUUGAGUCAGACUAGGAAAUUGAUAUGAUUCAAUCUUUUAAUAUGGUUUGCCCAAAUGUGUAUCUUAUGACCAAAUUGCGCUACUCUACUCAAUCAAUUAUGAAUUCUAGAACUGAUGAAUUAGACCAGGGACUCCAGACAAGUCCGAAGGAACAAAAGUCGCAGGUGCUAAAAAUGUAAGCAAAUGUUAUACAACCAUAUAUUAUUCACCAUACACCAAUGAAAAUGCAUAUAUGAACUAAUAAGAUUACACCUGAAUCAUAUUAAUUAAGUAGUAGUAGUAAUAUGAAUCGAUCCGAACGGCUUACCUCAAAGAAUAAACCGAACAAAGUGUUUGGUAUUUUCUUUGCUGAUGCUUCUGAGGCAUCCACAUGGAAAAAUGCUAGCUGUGUAUCGACUGUGGUUCCAUAACAUUGGUUUAAGGUAAGAAUCCUCAAAAGAAAGAAACUAAGGAUGCCCAAAAGGGAUGGAGCUGAAUCCAUUGCUUUCCCACCAGCCCUAUCCUAUUUAACUGCUACAAAAGUGCUAAGGCAGUUACUUUGUAAGUGAAACUAUCCUAUAGAGUUUACUUAAAACAUACACAUGCAGAAAAACACACUUCUCCAUUUUAAGGCUUGGGUUUGGUUUGUAUUUGUAUAUCUAUUUAAUUUAAUAUGGGAUGACCCAAUUCAACAUGACCUGCAAGAUUUUAAGUGUGCUAGUUUUUUAGGAUUACAAGGAUUAUAUCAAACAUUUAAGCUUAAUAGAUUGUGACACCGAUCAAAAUGUCAACUUGAUGAGAAGAGUACUACUACAUACGUUUAUGAUUUAUGCUAUGUAUUUGAUUAAUGUGUACUAACUACUAAUCCAAAGUCUUAUCCUGUUUUUGUUUUUUUGUUUUUAGAUGUUCAAUUUGACCCAGAAACAUGCUAAGCUUUGAGAAGCUAAGAAUGUUAAGAAUCUAAGGUCAAUGGAACAAAGUCACAAAGAACAUAUUGAAAUAGGAAAAUAUUGAAUGAAUACCAAACAAUUAGUAAAACAGGUCAUCUAAAAUUUCGUAUGAGAUAGGCAAAAACCCAAUAAUAUUUGCAAUUAGCUGUUAUAAUUACCUGGAGGCGACCUACAAAGAUGGAAAGAUGUAAGAAAGAAGUGCACUUAACGGCUUAGUGCAUGAUGAGCUCACAGUGGAGCUAGUGAAGUUUGUAUACUUGCAUAUUUAUAGACACACACACAUUACAAAUGGAAAAAGACCAAGAAAGAUUGUUGCUUGAAGGAGGUCAAAGGCUAAUAUUAGAAAUUCUUUGAUCUUAUCUUUGCUUUCACCAAAGAUUUUCUUCUUUUGUUAAUGCACGGGGUGAGUUUAGUUUUUUUUUGUUCGGUUUUGAUCAAAAACCAAAUAUCGAAUCAAAGUAAAAAGUUCUGUUCAAUUUCGGUUUCUGUUUUACAUUUCAAAAUUUGAAACCACAAUUUGACUGGUUCAAUUUGUUUGAGUUUAGUUUCGGUCUUUUACUAAAAAAUUGUCAUUUGAUUUAAAAUGUUGCAGGGUUCAAACAUAUUUCAGCCCAAUAUAAAAUGAUACGGUAGAAAUCUAACUAAGUUAGGUAAAUGCAUUUUCUUACAAAAUACUACCUUCGUCCCAUUUAUAUUGGAAUGGAAGAGGGUGACACAAUU
Molecule: messenger RNA, 7450 nt
Organism: Cuscuta epithymum
Lineage: Eukaryota; Viridiplantae; Streptophyta; Magnoliopsida; Solanales; Convolvulaceae
Source: the annotation of a GenBank genome assembly